AAUAGUUGGACCGAGCGAAGAACAGGCGGACGGUCAGAGCGAAUUGAAAACGGUGACUCCCUGAGUUCAGAGAACCCCUCCUGCUAGGAACGGCCUCUCUCCGUCCGCGUCGCUGGGCAGCCCAUGCUCCCGCAGUGCACCAUGGGUAGCUCUCCAGAGGUGCUGUCAUGGGCGUCGUGCCCCAGCUUGCUUGUUGGCAAGCUGAAGGAGGAGCUAAAGAACACUGUGGUGGGGGACGGCGUUAAGAAAACUUCCUCUCCCAACGCCCCAGCCCCUCCCCUUCCUCUACCCCCCCAGAUCAUCACAGAUCUAGCUCCUCCCACACACCUCCUGGUUCCCCUGAUGACGCUCGCCCCGCCCUCAGGCCAGGACGAGGAGGCUAUGCUGGGCACCAGCCCACCAAUCACAGCGCUCAGUGAGGACUCUGGGCGGGAGCAGAGACACUUUGACAACAGCGUGCUCCAAUUGCAGGAGCACGAGGAGGCGGAGUCACCGACGUCAUGUGGCCAGGGGGAGUGUGGCAGUGGGGGCGAGGGGGAGGGGACAGGGGAGGGGAUGUGUCCCAUACACCAACACCACCCUGGGUCUGGAACACACAACCAGCCUCACCCCCGUGAUGACAUCAAACUGCACUUCCACAGAGCACCGGGAGGAGGGGGGUUCCUGGAUGGCCUGUUCGGCUGUCUGAGACCCGUCUGGAAUAUCAUAGGGAAGACCUACAGCACGGAAUACAAGCUGCAGCAACAAGACAUGUGGGAGGUCCCGUUUGAGGAGAUCUCGGAGCUGCAGUGGCUGGGCAGCGGGGCGCAGGGGGCUGUCUUUCUGGGGAAGCUCCAUGGCAAUGAGGUGGCCAUCAAGAAGGUCCGCGAGCAGAAGGAGACUGACAUCAAACACCUGAGGAAGCUCAAACACCCCAACAUCAUCAGCUUCAAGUAG
Coregonus clupeaformis (lake whitefish) is the source of this 936-nucleotide messenger RNA. Its product is annotated as mitogen-activated protein kinase kinase kinase 13-A-like. Gene Ontology annotation, molecular function: protein kinase activity; ATP binding. Bases 124 to 936 code for a protein of 270 amino acids. NCBI's taxonomy places the organism in Eukaryota, Metazoa, Chordata, Actinopteri, Salmoniformes, Salmonidae. The record is from RefSeq and is a predicted model, not a curated record. Gene Ontology annotation, biological process: protein phosphorylation. The transcript is spliced from 3 exons.